Molecule: messenger RNA, 3654 nt
Organism: Cygnus atratus (black swan)
Lineage: Eukaryota; Metazoa; Chordata; Aves; Anseriformes; Anatidae
Gene: AGTR2
Product: angiotensin II receptor type 2
Exons: 2
Coding region: 300-1418 (372 amino acids)
Biological process (GO): inflammatory response; blood vessel diameter maintenance; G protein-coupled receptor signaling pathway
Cellular component (GO): membrane
Molecular function (GO): angiotensin type II receptor activity
Source: RefSeq, a predicted model, not a curated record
ACGUGGCCUUGGAAAGGGGGGUUCUCAAACCGUUUCGCUUCCAAAAGGAAAAGAAGCUGGCAGGCAUUCAUAUUUCAGUCCUCAGUUUAUGUAGGUUAAAAUCUCCCAGUGGGAAAAUGGAAGAUAUAAGAGAGCAGAGAGCCAGUGGUGAUACUUGUUAAGAGAAAACAGAAGAAAGGAGCACGUAACCCUAGAGCUACAUCCAGACGAAUUAGAGGUUUCAGAGGUGAGCAAUGUGAUAGAAAAGCGCUGCUAGCAUAUGAAUUUCCUGCAGAAGCUCCCUUUCUGCCACCACCAACAUGCAGAGCAACUACUCUGUGGUCAUCACCACCAGAGAAACUCUCCAAGUCCUCUAUACAAUGCUGGCAAACUCAUCGGCUGCAUUGCGCUCUCUGCCUCCCUGCCCACUUGCCUCUUCAGAUUACCAGUUUUCAUUAAUUCCAGCAUUUUUCUCUGUGGUUUUUGUUCUGGGUUUGGUUGGAAACAGCAUAGUGGUUGUGGUGCUCUGUCGUCACAGUAGCCCCAAAACAGUUGCUAAUAUCUACAUUUUCAACUUGGCCGUGGCAGACUUGCUGUGCCUCGCCACGCUUCCCUUCUGGGCUACCUAUUACUCACAGAGGUACAACUGGCUCUUUGGAUCUCUCAUGUGCAAAAUCUCCAGUUCUGUCCUGUGCCUCAACAUGUUUGCAAGCACAUUUUUCGUUACAUGCAUGAGUGUGGACCGGUACCAUGCUAUUGUCCAUCCUAUUCGCUCUCAAAGAAGAACUCCACAACAGGCCUAUUUUAUAGCAAUGGUUGUGUGGGGCCUUGCCUGUUUGUCCUCCCUUCCGACUUUUUAUUUCCGUGACACACGCUACAUUAAAAGUUUGGGGGUGAAAGCUUGCAUUAUGGCAUUUCCUCAUGAGAAUUAUGCGAAAUGGUCUGUGGGAACAGCCUUCCUCAAAAAUGCACUCGGCUUCUUCAUCCCCUUGACAGUGAUCACAACAUGCUACAUCUGGAUCAGGAGGCACUUGCUAAAAGCACAGGAGUUUGGGAAAAACAAGCAGAAGAUGGACAAAGUCCUCAAGCUGGUGGCUGCUGUUGUUGUGGCCUUCUUAAUUUGCUGGCUCCCAUUCCACAUUUUAACCUUUUUGGAUGCCCUGGCUCAUAUGAACAUUAUUAACAACUGUGAUGUGACGGGGAUCAUCGACACAGCACUGCCGUUUGGCAUCUGCAUGGCAUUUGCCAACAGCUGCAUCAACCCUUUGCUGUACUGUUUUAUUGGGAACCAGUUUCAGGAGAAGCUCCAUCGCUUGUUUAAGCGACGAGUUUAUCAGUUCAACAGCCAACAAGAGAGUUCUUCUUUGAGGAAAGCGAGCUGCUUCAGAGACACUGAGACCCCUGUGGGCAGGGAGAGGGGCCCUGAGUCCUUGCUGUAGACACUGGGUUGUGACAUGGGGCUGUGUCAGUACAGCAGGCUGCCCCUGAAGUGGGGACACUCUUUUCUCCAGUUCCUUUCAUUUUUUGUCCUUUUACUCACCAGCUAUUUGAAGGAGAAUCUGUUUUUUUUUCUCAUACAGGAGGAUUUAUUCUUCCUUCCUUUUCACAAUGAGCACCAAAGGGAAGAUUCUGGCAAAUAACUGUAUUGAUGGCAUUUGAAAUAUCUGCUUAUAUGUGCCUGAGAUCAGGCAAGUGUUUAAUACAGAAAGAUAAAAUACACCAGAGGAGCAUUUCACCAUAGCUACAACUGUGUAGGUGCUGAGUAUUACACCCUGACUAUGCUGAUUUUCUAAAAGAGACUCUCAUUAGAGAAUGUGUAAAUAAAGCAGUGCAGAUACUUCUGCACCUAUCUAUAAGAAAAUGUUUGAUCUUUUUUAUGUACACACACACACAUAUAUAUAGUUUUGAAAAUAUAUUGCUAGAGAUAACAUAUGUUAAAUGCAUCAGAUAUACCUCCUGCUUGCUUGGGCCCAGGAUCCUGAGAACAGGUGGAGAUAUGGAUUUGCAUAUUGCUGGAGGCAGAAGAGAAUUACUGGGGAAAAGUGCUACCACAUGCAUGUUUUUAUACCUUUCUCAUAGCAUGUAACAGGUUUGCAAGCCAGGUAAUCCUUUCCUUUGAUCCAGUGUGGUCAUUUUUGACAGUAAUGCCCUAGGAACGCAGUCCUGGUGCACCAAGUCCUGGUGCUACACGGGCGAGAUAAGUCCCACACAUGGUCCAGCAGCCUUCAGGGAAAAGACUUGCUGAUGGUCUGGACUUUUUGCAUUUCAAAUGUCACUUACUACUGUAUUUUUUGGGUACUGUAUACAAAAAGCCUAAAUGACUCUGUCUUGACGCCCAGAAGCAAAACCAUGGUGUGAUUCCUAAGACUUAUCCACAUCUCAAUGCAUAAGCUUUCUCAUUUGUAAAUAAAAGAAAGGGGGAAAAGGUUUUGGCAAAUAAUGAUUCUAUUUUGAGGUUAUGUUUGAUUAUUUGAAAUUUGCUUUUGCUAAAGAGAUACUGAUUCUAACCACCAAUGUGGAUCGUUCAAAAAUGAUUGUGUUUGCUAGACUCAAUAUAGAAGAGGGAUUUGUUAGCACCAUGCUCAAUUUCCAGCAGGCUGUCCCCAGGCUGGAGGACACAGCGACCAAAAGAUAAUUGGCUUCAGUGAAAUCUGUCCAAAAAGUUACCCCUGAAGCUUGUCUAAGCACUUCUGGGUCCAUAGGUCAGAAAUUAUACAUGCUGCCAGGGUAACAAGGAGUCUGGUCUCCCUGAAAAUCCCAGUGCUGGCUGGUGCCUGGGAGCCUUGGGAACAGGAUGCAGGAGCCAUAUAUCACUCUUAGAGCAGGGGUAUGUUGCUUUACUGGUGCCCUUGAAAAUAGGAUUUUACAAGAAAUCUGGCAGCUUCAGAGUGAUGUGGGAAGAAAAUUUUGUGCAGAACUGAGCAAAAUGGGGCCUUCACCAGGAAUAACCACUUCUCCCUGUCCUGGUUUGGUGUUCUGGUAAUUAGGGUAUGCAGCUGGAGAGAUGCUUACCCCAGAAAAUGGAAGAGACGCCACUGUGUUUCCCUUGGAAUGUUUUUGUUGAAAAUGUUCCGACAAGCUAAUAGUGUCUGGGGCGUUGGAUAUUUCUGGAAGGACAAACUGUUAAUUGCUUAGCAAUGAACACAACAACACAGUCAUGCUACUGCAGAACAAAUAAUUAUACGAAGAAAAUUACCAGGUGUUCAAAGUGGUAGGCUCAGAGAUGUAAUAAGAGGUUGUAGAGCCUUUUUACCUUUGCUGCAAUACAGAUUAGGUCAGUAAUGAGCACAACUGUGCCACUAAUUGGCAUCUUGGUAGUCUCAAAACAAAAUAUAAACUGCAUGAGCUGACCCCAGUGCUACCUGUGCUUCAGCCGUAUCUGUUCUGGGCAUAAGUACAGCUUAUAUAUUUUCAACAUGUCAGUUUGGACCUGCUCAAAAAGAACAGUUUUCAUCAAGUCCCAUGCCUGUGCAAACCUCCGCAGGUAGGAAAAUAAGACAAGGAUCUGAAAUCCAGCUGCAGUUGGAUUUACACCUGUGAGAGGCAAGGAAAAUGAAGACAAAACUUCCCAGAGGAUAGAGCAGCAAUGCAGGGUCUCCCAUGGCUGCAGCCAGAGGGCAGAAAUCAACGACUGCUUCUUAGGGCUGAGAGCUGCACUCACUUUUUUCUUGUCAG